This is a messenger RNA of Solea senegalensis (Senegalese sole), 1337 nucleotides long. RefSeq names its product steroid receptor RNA activator 1 (gene sra1). Gene Ontology annotation, cellular component: nucleus. The record is from RefSeq and is a predicted model, not a curated record. NCBI's taxonomy places the organism in Eukaryota, Metazoa, Chordata, Actinopteri, Pleuronectiformes, Soleidae. Bases 35 to 988 code for a protein of 317 amino acids. Gene Ontology annotation, biological process: regulation of transcription by RNA polymerase II. The transcript has 6 exons.
UUCUCUUUUUCGCAGUUUGAUAGUUUACGCCACGAUGACAAAAGCCAAGACGAACUCCAUUCACUAUUCCGCCUUCUUAAAUGUCCCCCAACGCAAAUACUUAACGUAUGUAAAGUGUGUGAUUUACGCAGCAAUGACAGUUGUUGUCAGUUCGGCGUUGGAUAUUUUGCCGAAGAGUAAUUAUCCAGGUAACCUGGAGCGAGGUUGGAACGACCCCCCUCAAUUCUCCUAUGGCCUCCAGAAGGCUGGCACACCUCAGAGGAACCUGUUGAACAAGAGAGCAGCUCCACCUGUCCCAGGUACUGGAGCUCCACCCUCCAUGUCUCCAUCCUCCAACCCUCUGGCCCCACCCCCAUGUGGUGUGGCAACACCCCCUCCACUUCCAGCUCGUCCUCCUCUUGGCUGCAUGGCCACGCCCCCUCCUUCAGGACCAAUGAGAAGCCAGAAACGGGCAGACAGCAGCCAAUCAGAGAGCGAGCCUGAUGUGGAGGUUGUGAUGUCGGUGUUGAAGCGAGCGUUGGUGUCCUGCAGACAGACUGUUAAAGAUCAGGUGUGCAAUGACAUGGGAAAGAGGCUCUACCUCCUGCAGGACAGCUGGAGGACAGGUAGACUGAGUCUACCAGUGAGGAGACGCAUGUACACCCUGACUCAAGAGCUGAAGCUGCGUCACUGGGAUGUGGCUGAUGAGAUCCAUCUCUCCCUGAUGAUCGAUCAUGUGACUGAGGUAGGUCAGUGGAUGGUCGGAGUUAAACGUCUCAUUGCCGAGACACGAAAUCUGAGUCCCGAACUCCUAGAACCACUUCUUAGCCCUGAAGGACCAGAACAGAAAUCUGCAGCACCAGUUCAGGACCCUGUAGGAUACGACCAGGACUCGGCAGAACCAGGUCAGGGCCCACCAGAAGCUGCCCAGGACCUUGAAGGAUCCAACCAAGACCCUAAAGGACUGGACCAGGAUUCGGCAGUCCAGAACCCAGUGUCUCAUUCUUGACUCACCAGCAGGUUUACUUCUUGUGAGUGUUUUUAUUCCAAUCUUGGACCUGGUUGUCAUAAAUCCUUUCAUCCACACAGAAAGUCCAAUAUCAAACACUGUAUCUGGACUCUGGACUCUGGACUCUAAUCCCUGAACUCUGAGCUUCAGACCCUGGUCUUAAUGGCUGCAGUGGACUGACCUCUGGACCCCCCGCGACUCUGACGUCAGUGUUUCCCACAAAAUUAUGAGAGACACUACAGUGCUCUAUUGUUACUGAUUUACUGAUUGACGCAUGGACAAAAUUACAAUAAAACAUUUGUGAGAAAAGACAGAGACUAACAUAAAUAAAGAACUAUGAUGAAAACGA